Molecule: messenger RNA, 1840 nt
Organism: Silurus meridionalis
Lineage: Eukaryota; Metazoa; Chordata; Actinopteri; Siluriformes; Siluridae
Product: transmembrane and coiled-coil domain protein 3-like
Exons: 4
Coding region: 243-1484 (413 amino acids)
Cellular component (GO): endomembrane system
Source: RefSeq, a predicted model, not a curated record
UUGGUCCUCAAGAUUUUAGGAGCUGAAGGCAUGUGCAGGAGAGUGAGAGCUUGAGAUCGGCUUCAGAUGUGUGUGAGAGAGAGUGUGUGUGUGUGUGUGUGAGAGAGAGAGAGAGAGUGUGUGAGAGUGUGGAUAAGUGUUAGGUGGAAGAGUGUGACUUUGGACUGUUUAUUACCGGUGCAUUCGCGGAAGAAGCGGAAAAGUUCAACUCCGGAUAAAAACAAUACCGAUACCGACACACGAUGGAUAACGAUGGUUAUGUCCUCAGUAUCCCCGUCCCUGUGUUGCGACGUGGAGGCUCCGACUCGAACCUGUAUUCCUCGAGUGACCUUCAGCAGAAGAUCCUGAAGGCGAAGGAGCAGCUGAGGGUGGAGCGCAUGGAGCAGGACGACAAUGUGGCCGAGUUCCUCAAGCUGGUCAACAUGGCCGACAAGCAGCAGGUGGGACGAAUCCGGCAAGUGUUUGAGAAGAAGAACCAGAAAACAUCUCACAACAUCAACCAGUUGCAGAAGAAGCUGGAACAGUACUACAAGCGCGUAAAGGAGAGUGAGAACAACAACAACAACAACACAUCAAAGAACAGCAGCCCUAAAGACCCUGCUAAAGAUCCACCCAAGGACAUUCCCAAGGAGCAUCCGAAGGAGACGAGCAUCAACGUACGCCAUCACUGCCUGGACAAAUUCAAACCUGGAGGUCCGGCCACGUCACUCUCACCACCAUCCAUCUUCAACAAGCCCAGAGUGUUCGCUAAUCUCAUCCGCAACAAAUUUGGCAGCGCAGACAACAUCGCGCAGCUCAAGCCCUCGCUGGAUGAAGCUGGAGGGCGAGUGUUGAGCGGCAGCGCCACCAUUGUUGGCCAGUCCAAGUUCCACAUCGGAGAUGAUGACGAGUUUUCCACAGGUUCUUCAGCGGACAGUAACGGAAAUCCUGCUGUCCACAGACACGACCAAAGCAACAUCAACGUCGUGCUGGAGGAACUUCAGGAGAUCCGUCAGUCCCAAAUGAGACUCGCUGAAGACAUGGAGGUUCUGAAAGAGAACAUGAGUGGAGAAGAGUUCCUCACACAGAAACUCGAGGACGAGAGAGACAGGGUGGAACGUCUGGAGGAGCAGCUCAAUGAUCUGGUCGAACUUCACCAGCAUGAGAUGGCGAAUCUGAAGCAGGAGUUGGCCAGCAUCGAGGAGAAAUUGGUUUAUCAGUCUAAUGAGAGAGCCAGAGACCUGCAGGAGGUGCUGGAGGCGUGUAACUCUCGGCUGUGUAAGGUGGAGCAGCAGGCGCAGGUGGUGCAGGUGGAGGCUGAAGGUGUGUUUGGUCGUCAUCUCCUUGCGAAAAUCAUCAAUGUGUUGCUGGCCGUCGUUACGCUGCUGCUGGUGUGUGUUUCCACGGUGAUGCGCUGCAUCAUGAGCGGCGUGCGGAGCCGAACACACCUGCUGCUGACGGCGUUGGGCGCGGUGAUGAUCGCUCUGCUCUGGAGGAGCUGCUGACAUGGAACUGCGUCUCUGAACAUUGACGUCCUCAAACAAACACCUGCAGGGAGAACCUGGACCUGGACCUGGACCUGAACCUGAACCUGGACCUGGACCUGGACCUGGACCUGGACUUGGACCUGGACUUGGACCUGGACCUGGACCUGGACCUGGAACUCGUUCUGUACUCCAGAGCCUGAACCCUUCAGCUCUGAAUCAGACUGAAUUCAGUUCAGUGAUUCAGUAGCUGUUUGAUUCAGUUUGUUUUCACACUGACACCAGAUCACAAAAUAAACUGCUACACAAAAAGUUUACAGAAGGGGCGGAGCUUAAAACUAAAUAAAUAAAUCUAAACAUCCUGUAACAAGAGUGAA